Messenger RNA from Cajanus cajan (pigeon pea), 1826 nucleotides. RefSeq names its product ARM repeat superfamily protein. The record is from RefSeq and is a predicted model, not a curated record. Lineage: Eukaryota; Viridiplantae; Streptophyta; Magnoliopsida; Fabales; Fabaceae. Gene Ontology annotation, molecular function: protein binding.
AGAUCAAUGGUUUACAAUCGACAAUGCAAGUUGAAUACUGACCUUCUCCGGCGACCGUGGCUUGAGGCGGUGCUCCACUUAGGUUUUCGUUACCAUACUCUUGAUGCCAAAGUUUUGAUCUUUCAGAGAAUUAGGCUUGAAUCAUCUGGAACAAAUCACUCAAGAGAUUGAGUUAGAGCUAUGGACCCUGUUGAUUGGGAACAUGAAUUGAAAAAGUACCAGGAUGUUAUAGCUUCAGGUACCAAGUGUAUGAAAAUAAAGGCCAUGGUGAUGCUUGCUCGUUUCUCCAAACAUGCCCCUGAGCAUGUGUUAGCUCGCACCAUACCCUUUCUCACUGAGAUUCUUGGUCACAAUGUUUCAAAUGAUUCUGCUCCUUCUCUUCAGGAGGCUGCUGCUUAUUGCUUGAAGUGCAUUGCUUGCAGGGGUGAUGGUGCUUUGGCGGUUGAAAUCGGUGGACAUGGUGCCACUCAUUCUUUGAUGAGGUUGUUGCCUCAUUCUGAUGGAAGGAUGCAGAAGGUUCUGAUAAAAUGUUUGCUGCUUGUUGUUAGCUUUUGCAAUGCUAGUAGGACAGUUGUUGCCACCAACGGUGGGGUGGAAAUGAUAAUUGGUUUGUUGCGUUCUUGCACCGAUGAUACUAGGAGGUAUUUGUUGGAGAUCUUGAGUGUGUUGGCGUUGAGGAAGGAUGUUAGGAAGGCACUCACUAGGCUGAGAGCUCUUCGCUAUGUCGUGGAGGCUGCUGGUUUUGGGAGCAUGGUGUUAAGGGAAAGGGCCUGUCAAGCAAUUGGGUUGCUUGGAGUCACGAGGCAGGCUAGGCGUAUGCUGGUUGAAUUGGGAGCUAUACCGGUGCUUGUGGCGUUGUUUCGCGAAGGAGAUCACACGACUAAGCUUGUAGCUGGUAAUUCUCUUGGUGUGAUAUCUUCUCAUGUUGAAUACAUUAGGCCAGUUGCUCAAGCUGGGGCUAUCCCACUUUAUGCCGAGCUUCUUGAAGGACCUGAUCCUUCUGGGAAGGAGAUAGCUGAGGAUGUGUUUUGUAUAUUGGCUGUUGCUGAGGACAAUGCUGUGGAAAUUGCUGGGCACUUGGUGAGGAUUCUGAGAGAAGGUGACGACGAAGCGAAGGCUUCUGCAGCUGAUGUGAUGUGGGAUCUGUCGGGUUACAAGCACUCGACAUCUGUGAUCAGGGAUUCGGGUGCGAUUCCUAUUCUUGUUGAGCUUUUGGGGAGUGGAAGUGAGGAUGUGAAGGUGAACGUUUCUGGGGCAUUUGCUCAACUGAGCUAUGAUGGAACUGAAAGAAUGGCACUUGCUGAGGCAGGGGCAAUACCGAUUCUCAUUGACUUGAUGAAUGAUGCUGAUGGGGUUGAGGAACUAAGGGAUAACGCCGCAGAGGCCCUUGUCAAUUUUCAUGAAGAUCCGUUGUAUCAUGGUAGAGUGUCUGAUGCGAUUAAUGUUCCUUCGUUCAGAAAUAUACAGAAUAGAUUAGUUCAUAUUCGUGCAUCGAAUGAGCAUAUGGCUAGAUCCUUGAGAAUAAUAAGCGUUGAGCAGCUCACUUGGAACCCGGAUCUUGUAUAAUCAUCUUAAGGGUAUGUUUUGAUCUCAAAGCCUUUGCUAAGUAGGUUGCACUCCAAGUUUGAUUAGUGUUUCACCCUAGCAUAGAUGUAUGUUGUCAUGAGAAUUGGGAGGAGGUACUAUCCUCCUCCCCUUGCUAGAGAGAAAACUUGAUAUCUUUGUUGUAUAGUUCAAGAAGUUCACAUAUACAAAUAUAAAUGAGUGAGUAUAUAACCUUAUAUUUUGGGGGAAAAUACUUGAAUUUAUAUAACUUAGUUGCCAAA